AUGAUGCAUUGGCAAUUGCUAUAUUUUAUUAUAUUAUUACCGCUGAUAAUUAUUAAAUCGAAUGCAUCAUUUUUGUAUAAUACAAAUGAUAAUUCAAAAACAAUUUUUGAUUGUUUUUAUUUGCAUAUAAUUGAUGAUCGUGAUUCAAAUGAACAUGUUUCGUUUCGAACAAAUCAUCUAAUACCUUAUUGUCGACGUCCAUUAUCAACUGAUUCUAUUAAUAAAAUACAAGGAUAUAUAGAAAAUACAUACACAUUUAAAAAUUUAAGUUUACAAGGAAUUACGAGUGAAAAUCUUCUUCAGUGGUCAAUAUCAAUUGAUAUAAUUGAACUAUAUUCUAUAUACCUCAUUAAAAAUGAUAUCGAAUUUGAUGGAUUUAUUCUUAAUAAUUGUUCAUCAUUAUGGUUUGGUUCGAAUUGUCAAUAUACAUUUAAUCUGAGUAUACCUAUCGAAUCAUUUGGGUAUUUUGUAAAAUCUUCAUUUAAAGCUCGUAAACAAUAUAAGGAAAAAAUUUUAAUACAUACUUGUUAUCGUCAUCUAUCUGGAUGUUAUCGUGGUCCUGAACCGAUAUGUUUAGACUGGCGUGAAAUAUGUGAUGGAAAAGUUGAUUGUAUUGGAGAUAAUUUUGGUAUCGAUGAAGAAUAUUGUAAUGAACUUGAAAUAAAUGAAUGUAACGAAGAUGAAUAUCGAUGUCAUAAUGGAGCACAAUGUAUUCCAUUUGAAUUCUUUCGUGAUAGUCGACUAAGUAAAGAUUGUUUGGAUGGAACAGAUGAAGUUGAAAAGUUUCGUAAGUCGCAAUAUUUGAAACCGGAACAAUCUUUAGGAUGCAUCGAUUCAAUGCUAUUCGCUUGUGAAGAGGUAACAUGUCGUCAACCACAUGAAUUUUCAUGUGGCGAUGGAAGUUGUACAAUAUUUAAUCCUAGUUUUAAUCUUAUUAAUUAUAACCCAGAUGCUUGUGCAAGUACAGGUCGUGUUGCCAACUAUCGUCAAGCAAUUUAUAAAUCAGCCAAACAAUAUCCGAAUGAUUGUUAUCUUAUAUUAUUUUGUAAACUCGGUUUUUAUGACAUUCUCCAAAAUGAUACAUACAAUAUAACAGAUUGUUCAAGUAAAAAUUUGUCAUCAAAAAAUUGUACAUUUGAAUAUCUUUCGUUUCCUCGUGAACCUAUGUUCAAUGGUUAUUUUCAACCUUUUUAUUCAACUCGAUAUUUUAACAAUCCUGAUUAUGAUAAAUGGCCAGCAUACAUCUGUACUAAUCCACGAUUUGGUUUAUAUUUGUCAAAUGAAAAAAAUCGUAUGAAUGGUUUAGAUUGCCGUUCAUCUUCAACAUUUUUCUCCAACAGUCCGGGUUUAUCAGAUUAUUUGAAAGAAGAUGCUGCGAUUUGUGCAUUAAUGGGAAAUAUUAAUAAAUAUAAAUCAAAUUCAUCUUUAUUUUAUUGUGAAAAAUCUCAUAAAUAUAUAUCAAAACAUCGUCUCAUUGAUGGUAUUCGAGACUGUUAUUAUAAUGAAGAUGAAAUUUAUACAAAUAGUUGUUCAUUAAAUGAUAUUCAUCGUUUUAAUUGUACAUCAGAAACAAAAUGUUUAUCACCUAUAGGUAUUGGCCUUGAUCAACCUCAAUGCAAAAAUGCAGAAGAUGAAAAAAUUGACAAUGACGAAAUAUUUGUAUAUUCACGUCUUUGUAAUGAGAUAGAUAGUUUUGCAGAAUUAGAACGAGAAGAUAAUGAAACCGAUGAAAACAAUUGUGAAUGGUGA
Molecule: messenger RNA, 1749 nt
Organism: Adineta steineri
Lineage: Eukaryota; Metazoa; Rotifera; Eurotatoria; Adinetida; Adinetidae
Source: the annotation of a GenBank genome assembly